UCCCAGUUGCACCGCGGCUGAGCGCGUUUGUGUUCGUGGCAGAAACAAAAAUACACAAAGGCGAAGUGUUGACGAUAAGACCGGAAGUCCGCACGGAGAAGAACGGCUGGCCUUGGAAAGAGGACUCUCCUGCUAGCGGCCAUGGCGUGCUGCGGCUUCAACUGCUCCAAGACCUCCCUCUGCGCGCUCAACCUCCUCUACGUUAUGGUGAGCCUGCUGCUGAUUGGAGUGGCAGCCUGGGGUAAAUGGUUUGGCCUGCUGUCCAGCAUCCGGGUGACGGCGGGGGUAAUUGGCGUGGGCGUCUUCCUGUUCAUGGUGGCCGUUGUGGGGCUUUGUGGUGCCCUGAAGCACCAUCAGGUCCUGCUUUUCUUUUACAUGAUAACCCUGUUUAUGGUGUUCGUAGUGCAGUUCCUUGUGUCCUGCGUUUGUCUGUCACUGAACAAAGACCAGCAGGACCAACUCUUGGAGAUCGGGUGGAACCACUCGCUUGCCACCCAGAGAGAUGUGGAGAAAACUCUUGGCUGCUGUGGCUUCUCUCAUGUGGACUACAACAGCACAUGUGCAGCUAACUGUUUCCACCAGAAGCCUCCGCAAUCUUGUUACACCUGUUCAAACACCAUCCAGGCGUAUGCUGGGAACAUCCUGCGGUUUGUGGGUGGGGUCGGACUGUUCUUCAGUUUUACAGAGAUCCUGGGAGUUUGGCUAACUCACAGAUACAGAAAUACAAAGGACCCUCACUCAAAUCCAGGAGCCUUUCUGUAAACACCGGCUGCUGAACGCUGUGCUGAACCCUGAACACUGGAACCCUGAACACUGCGCUGAACCCUGAACGCUGUGCUGAACGCUGGAACCCUGAACACUGCGCUGAACCCUGAACGCUGUGCUGAACCCUGAAUGCUGGAACCCUGAACGUUGAACCCUGAAUGCUGAACACUGCGCUGAACCCUGAACACCGGAACCCUGAACGUUGAACCCUGAAUGCUGAAUGCUGCGCUGAACCCUGAACGCUGUGCUGAACCCUGAACACUGCGCUGAACCCUGAAUGCUGUGCUGACCCUGAACACUGGAACCAUGAACGUUGAACCCUGAAUGCUGAAUGCUGUGCUGAACCCUGAACACUGGAACCCUGAAUGCUGUGCUGAACCCUGAACGCUGCGCUGAACACUGAAACCCUGAACGCUGCGCUGAACCCCGAACGCUGUGCUGACCUUGAACACUUUGCUGAACACUGGAACCCUGAAUGCUGCGCUGAACCCUGAACGCUGCACUGCGGAUUUUUUUCAUUCACAUUGUAAAUCACAUUCAUAUCCUACUGAUUUCCUAUUCUGCCUAGGGAAAUUCCAUAAGUAAUUCCAUAAGUAAUUCCAUAAGUAAUGCAUUUUUGCUUAGUUUGUUUCACUGAUUACACUUUGAUGCAGACCAUAAAUGGAAAGACGAGAACCGUCACUUUAAAUCCUAACGUGGUUCACGUUGUUGUUAACAUCUAUGUUUACCUACCGUGAACACCUUGAGCAAACAGGGUGACGCGGUAGUGUUGAAGGAGUAUGGAUGUGGAUGACUGUGUUUUUCUUCGUAGAGGUUUUGGUUGUUUCUGUGUAUUUUUGUUCUUGGAUGAUUACAAGAUUCGGAUUGUUCCUUUACACCAGGAUCUGUACGCCUAGGGGCUUGUAAGGUUAAUAAAACCACAAGUGUAGUA
This is a messenger RNA of Lampris incognitus (smalleye Pacific opah), 1696 nucleotides long. It is a transcript of the gene tspan13a, whose product is annotated as tetraspanin 13a. The coding region runs from base 142 to 762 and encodes 206 amino acids. The transcript has 6 exons. The record is from RefSeq and is a predicted model, not a curated record. NCBI's taxonomy places the organism in Eukaryota, Metazoa, Chordata, Actinopteri, Lampriformes, Lampridae. Gene Ontology annotation, cellular component: membrane.